Molecule: messenger RNA, 480 nt
Organism: Torulaspora globosa
Lineage: Eukaryota; Fungi; Ascomycota; Saccharomycetes; Saccharomycetales; Saccharomycetaceae
Gene: YPD1
Product: Ypd1p
Exons: 1
Coding region: 1-480 (159 amino acids)
Biological process (GO): phosphorelay signal transduction system; phosphorylation
Cellular component (GO): nucleus; cytoplasm
Molecular function (GO): protein histidine kinase binding; histidine phosphotransfer kinase activity
Source: RefSeq, a predicted model, not a curated record
AUGCCCAUUCCAAAAGAGAUCGUUGAUUGGAAUAUACUGAAUGAAAUAGUCUCUAUGGAUGAGGACGAUCCGGAGUUCUCAAAAGGAUUGAUUAUACAGUAUUUCGAGCAGGCAGAGACGACGUUCCGGCAGAUGCAAACGAACCUGGAAGAUGCCGGAGAUCUGAAGAGUUUGGCGAAUCUGGGUCAUUUCUUGAAAGGGUCGUCUGCGGCAUUGGGGUUGCAGAGGAUCGCGUGGGUGUGUGAGCGGAUUCAGAACCUGGGGAGAAAGAAGGAGAAUCGGUUCCCUGAGAAGAAAUAUUUGGUGUACCAAUCGCCGCUAGAAAUUCCAAAGCCGGGCGAGUACAUGGACACGCGGAUUGGAGACUCGCACGAGGAUUCGUUCUACUUGAAGUUGAUCUCAGAAGCUCUGGAACAGGCUAGAUACGAGUUUUCGUUGGCAAGGAAGGAAUUGUCCGCGUACUACGGUGCCGAGCUGUAG